GGACCAGGGAGGACAUGGCUAUCACGAGUUCGUGUUUUUUGACCCCGCGAACUCAAACCUCAACUAACGGCAUUGCAGCGGUCAGCCGAGGGGCCACGGGUACGAGGAAGAAUCCGAGACUUUCAGCGACUUCACGAUGCGCUCCGACAUGGCUCGUGGUGCCGACAUGGACUAUUACGGACGUGGCGACGAGCAAUACAACAGCUACCAUGACGGCCACGGACGUGGAUACCGCCCGCCAUCGUCCCAGAUCUCCUACGGCGCCAAUCGCUCGUCGGGUGCGUCCACCCCCAUCUAUGGCAUGGAAUAUCAAAACGCACUUCCUGCUGGACAGCGCUCAAGGGAGCCGUACCCUGCCUGGACUUCGGAGGCCCAGAUUCCUCUCUCCAAGGAAGAGAUCGAAGACAUCUUCCUGGAACUCACCGCAAAGUUUGGCUUCCAGCGAGAUAGCAUGCGAAACAUGUACGAUCACUUCAUGACUCUGCUUGAUUCGAGAACGUCUCGUAUGCCGCCGAACCAGGCCCUUCUCUCGCUCCAUGCCGACUACAUUGGCGGCGACAACGCCAACUACCGCCGCUGGUACUUUGCGGCGCAGUUAGAUCUCGACGAUGCUGUUGGAUUUUCCAACAUGAAACUAGGCAAAACGAACCGUCGAACCCGCAAGGCCCGCGCCAAAGCGAAGAAGAACGCCCCACAGAAUGAAACCGAGACUCUGGAAGCGUUCGAAGGUGACAACAGCUUGGAGGCGGCCGAAUACCGUUGGAAGACGAAGAUGAACCGGAUGUCUCAGCACGACCGGGUUCGUCAGAUCGCUCUCUACCUCCUCUGCUGGGGAGAGGCCAAUCAGGUUCGCUUCACACCCGAGUGUCUCUGUUUCAUCUUCAAGUGUGCGGACGACUAUCUCAACUCGCCUGCGUGCCAGCAGCGUGUGGAACCGGUGGAGGAGUUCAGCUACCUCAACAACGUCAUCACUCCGCUCUACCAGUUUAUCCGUGAUCAAGGAUACGAGAUCCAGGAUGGCAAGUACAUUCGUCGCGAACGCGAUCAUUCCAGCAUUAUCGGUUAUGACGACAUCAACCAACUGUUCUGGUAUCCGGAGGGCAUCGAGCGAAUCGUCCUGGAAGACAAAACCCGUCUCGUCGAUCUGAAGCCGGAGGAACGCUACGUGAAAUUGCACGAGGUCCAAUGGAAGAAGGUAUUCUUCAAGACAUAUCGAGAGACUCGGUCCUGGUUCCACCUAAUGGUCAACUUCAACCGAAUCUGGGUCAUCCACAUUACCUCAUUCUGGUUCUACACCGCCUUCAACUCGCCACAGCUGUACUUGACGGAACCAUACGAGCAGCAGAUCGACAACCAACCUCCAAACCCGUACCGUUGGUCUGCCGUCGGUCUCGGUGGUGCCGUUGCCUCGCUCAUUAUGAUCAUUGCCACCCUCUGCGAAUGGAUGUACGUUCCCCGAAAAUGGGCUGGAGCUCAGCACCUAACCAAGCGACUCUUGUUCCUGAUCGUCGUCUUCAUUAUCAACCUUGCUCCCAGCGUCUACAUCUUCUUCAUUGCGAAGAACAAGACCAGUAAAGUCUCCCACAUCCUCGGUAUCGUCCAGUUCCUCAUUGCCCUGGCCUCGUUCUUCUAUUUCUCCAUCAUGCCGCUUGGUGGGCUUUUCGGAAGCUACCUCAAGACAAAUACGCGCCGCUACGUCGCGAGCCAGACCUUCACCGCAAGCUAUCCACGUCUGAAGGGCAACGAUAUGUGGAUGUCGUAUGGUCUGUGGGUCAUGGUAUUUGCCGCAAAAUUGGCGGAAUCGUACAUCUACCUCACGCGGUCCUUCCGUGACCCGAUUCGAAUCUUGUCUACGAUGAAGCUCUCCUCAUGCCUUGGCGAUGAAAUUAUCGGCACCAUUCUUUGCUACUGGCAACCGAAGGUCCUACUCAUCGUCAUGUUCUUGACGGAUCUGACCCUCUUCUUCCUCGAUACCUACCUGUGGUACAUCAUAUGCAACACCGUCUUCUCCGUCGCUCGUUCUUUCUACCUCGGCGUCUCCAUCUGGACCCCAUGGCGAAACAUCUUCUCUCGUUUGCCGAAGCGUAUCUAUUCCAAGGUCUUGGCUACGACUGACAUGGAAAUCAAGUACAAACCGAAAGUCCUCAUCUCCCAGAUUUGGAACGCUGUCGUCAUCUCGAUGUACCGCGAGCAUCUCUUAGCCAUCGAUCACGUGCAGAAGCUCCUCUAUCAUCAGGUUCCAUCCGAGCAGGAGGGCAAGCGAACCCUUCGCGCCCCAACCUUCUUCGUCUCGCAGGAAGACCAUUCCUUUAAGACCGAGUUCUUUCCGUCUCAGAGCGAGGCGGAACGACGUAUCUCCUUCUUUGCCCAGUCUUUGUCUACUCCAAUUCCCGAGCCUCUGCCGGUCGAUAACAUGCCCACGUUCACGGUUAUGAUUCCCCACUACGGCGAGAAGAUCCUCUUGUCGCUUCGUGAGAUCAUCCGAGAGGACGAGCCAUAUUCCAGAGUCACUCUGUUGGAAUACCUCAAGCAGCUCCAUCCUCACGAGUGGGAUUGCUUCGUCAAAGACACUAAGAUUCUCGCGGACGAGACCUCCCAGUUCAACGGCGACAAUGAGAAGAGUGAAAAGGACACCCAGAAGAGCAAGAUCGACGAUCUUCCCUUCUACUGCAUCGGUUUCAAGUCUGCUGCUCCCGAGUACACGCUGCGGACUCGUAUCUGGGCUUCGCUUCGAUCCCAGACUCUGUAUCGUACCAUCUCUGGUUUCAUGAAUUACAGCCGUGCGAUCAAGCUGCUGUACCGCGUUGAGAACCCUGAAGUGGUGCAGAUGUUUGGCGGCAACUCCGACAAGCUUGAACGCGAACUGGAGCGCAUGGCUCGCCGAAAGUACAAGAUCGUCGUGUCCAUGCAGCGAUAUGCCAAGUUCUCCAAGGAAGAACGUGAAAACACCGAGUUCUUGCUCCGCGCGUAUCCCGAUCUUCAGAUUGCCUAUCUCGAUGAAGAACCGCCGGCGAACGAAGGCGAUGAUCCUCGUAUCUUCUCGGCUUUAAUCGACGGUCAUUCGGAGAUCAUGGAGAACGGCCUAAGGCGUCCCAAGUUCCGCGUUCAACUCUCCGGCAAUCCCAUCUUAGGUGACGGCAAAUCCGACAACCAGAACCAUGCCAUCAUCUUCUACCGUGGCGAAUACAUCCAGCUCAUCGACGCGAAUCAAGACAACUACCUCGAAGAGUGCUUGAAGAUCCGAUCCGUUUUGGCCGAGUUCGAAGAAAUGACCACCGAAAACGUUUCGCCGUACACCCCUGGCGUCGAACGCGACAAGAUCGAGCCCGUGGCUAUUCUUGGUGCUCGCGAGUACAUCUUUUCGGAGAACGUCGGAAUUCUCGGUGACGUUGCCGCCGGGAAGGAACAAACGUUCGGUACCCUGUUCUCUCGUACUUUGGCUCAGAUUGGCGGUAAACUUCAUUACGGCCAUCCGGAUUUCCUGAACGGCAUCUACAUGACGACUCGUGGCGGUGUCUCCAAAGCUCAGAAGGGUUUGCAUCUCAACGAGGAUAUUUACGCUGGUAUGAAUGCGCUCAUCCGUGGUGGUCGCAUCAAGCACUGUGAAUAUUACCAAUGUGGUAAGGGUCGUGACUUGGGCUUCGGCUCGAUUCUCAACUUCACGACGAAGAUCGGCACUGGUAUGGGAGAGCAGAUGCUUUCUCGCGAAUACUACUAUCUCGGAACACAGCUCCCUCUCGAUCGGUUCCUGUCCUUCUACUACGCUCACGCCGGUUUCCACGUCAACAACUUGUUCAUCAUCUUGUCGGUGCAACUUUUCAUGUUCGCCGCCAUCAAUCUUGGUGCCCUCCGACACGAGACCAUCACUUGCAAGUACAACUCGCGUGUCCCGAUUACCGAUCGUCUUUACCCAACGGGGUGCGCCAACACGGCACCGAUCUUGGACUGGAUGGAACGUUGCGUCGUUUCGAUCUUCAUCGUCUUCUUCAUCUCGUUCGUCCCUCUUGUCGUCCAGGAACUGACCGAACGUGGCUUCUGGCGUGCUGCGACCCGUCUUGCGAAGCACUUUUCGUCGUUGUCUCCCCUCUUCGAGGUGUUCGUCUGCCAAAUCUAUGCCAAUUCCCUGCAUUCGAAUCUGUCGUUCGGUGGUGCUCGAUACAUCGGAACGGGUCGGGGCUUCGCUACUGCUCGCAUCCCCUUCGGUAUCCUCUACUCGCGGUUCGCCGGCCCUUCCAUCUACAUGGGAGCGCGUCUGCUUAUGAUGUUGGUAUUCGCCACGCUGACCACCUGGUCCGUCUUCCUGCUGUACUUCUGGAUUUCGCUCCUAGCUUUGUGCAUCUCGCCGUUCCUUUUCAACCCCCAUCAGUUCGCGUGGAACGACUUCUUCAUCGACUACCGUGAGUACCUCCGCUGGCUCUCCCGUGGAAAUACCAAGUCGCACUCCGCAUCCUGGAUCGGGUUCUGCCGGCUGACACGGACACGCAUUACGGGAUACAAGCGCAAGGCCCUCGGCGAUCCUUCCGCCAAGCUGUCGGGCGAUGUCCCACGAGCGCACUUCACCAACAUCUUUUUCAGUGAGAUCAUCUCGCCUCUGCUUCUGAUCAUCGUCUGCCUGGUCCCGUACUUGUAUAUCAACGCACAGACGGGCGUGAACGAGAACAACAACCCCGACAAAGAGCUCAAAGCCACGAACUCGCUCAUCCGCGUUGGCAUUGUGGCUUUCGCACCUGUCGCCAUCAACGCCGGCGUUCUGGGAGGCAUGUUCGCUAUGGCUUGCUGCGCGGGUCCUUUGCUGUCCAUGUGCUGCAAGAAAUUUGGCGCCGUCCUCGCCGCAAUCUCCCACGCCAUCGCGGUCGUCAUGCUGCUUGCCUUCUUUGAGGUCAUGUUCUUCCUUGAAGGCUGGUCAUUCAGCAAAGCCAUGCUCGGAAUGAUCACGGUCGUUGCAAUCCAACGAUUCGUCUACAAGCUGAUCAUUUCGCUGGCUCUAACGCGUGAAUUCAAAGCGGACGCUUCCAAUAUCGCAUGGUGGACGGGCAAAUGGUACGCCAUGGGUUGGCACACCAUCUCUCAGCCGGGCCGUGAAUUCCUCUGCAAGAUCACUGAGCUUGGCUACUUCGCAGCGGACUUCAUCCUCGGACAUGUUCUGCUGUUCGUAAUGCUGCCGCCGCUACUUGUUCCGUACAUCGACAAGGUCCAUUCGGUUAUGCUGUUUUGGCUGCGCCCAAGCCGACAAAUCCGACCGCCCAUCUAUUCCCUCAAGCAGACCAAACUCCGCAAACGACGCGUCAUCCGCUAUAGUAUCCUGUACUUCGUGAUGCUGGUCGUGUUCAUCGCGCUGAUUGUCGGGCCUCUCGUUGCUGGCGGCGCCCUGAAGAACCUUCCGGAAAUUCCGUUGAAUCUCCUACAGCCUACCAAGAUGGAGAACAACGACACGCGGAAUUAUUCCAAGACCGGCCGUACGCUGCAAGAGCCCGAUGAAACUGCCGGGGGCGGAGGUACUGGUAGUACGGGAUCCGUUGGCAGCGCCAGCAGUGGCGGUGGCGCCUCUGAAACGGCCGGCGGUGGUACCCUCAGUCCAUUUGCAUCUGACAACCCAUUCCCUGAACGGUACGUGAUGUACUAGGGGGGAGCAGUUGACGGGUGCGAGGUGGGUGAGAGAAAACGAAGAAUAGAAUGGAUUAUGACCAAAUUCAAAGAUAAGAGC
Messenger RNA from Eremomyces bilateralis CBS 781.70, 5704 nucleotides. RefSeq names its product 1,3-beta-glucan synthase. The transcript is spliced from 2 exons. Gene Ontology annotation, cellular component: 1,3-beta-D-glucan synthase complex; plasma membrane. Gene Ontology annotation, molecular function: 1,3-beta-D-glucan synthase activity. Gene Ontology annotation, biological process: (1->3)-beta-D-glucan biosynthetic process; fungal-type cell wall polysaccharide biosynthetic process. The coding region runs from base 137 to 5623 and encodes 1828 amino acids. The record is from RefSeq and is a predicted model, not a curated record. Lineage: Eukaryota; Fungi; Ascomycota; Dothideomycetes; Eremomycetales; Eremomycetaceae.